Aspergillus puulaauensis is the source of this 1194-nucleotide messenger RNA. RefSeq lists its product as uncharacterized. The record is from RefSeq and is a predicted model, not a curated record. The transcript has 5 exons. Lineage: Eukaryota; Fungi; Ascomycota; Eurotiomycetes; Eurotiales; Aspergillaceae. The coding region runs from base 1 to 1194 and encodes 397 amino acids.
AUGGCAGACGACAAGUCGGUGGUUAUCCUGGCCGUCUCAUGGGCCGAGACAGUCGUUGGUCUGAUCUUCUUCGCUCUUCGGUUCCUAUCGAACUGGAAAAUCGUCUCUCGCUUCCGGCCUGAUUUUGCGGUUGCGGGAUUGACAGUUGCAACCCAAGUCACAGCCCAAAUCUUCCUCCAACUCUGCGUCCACCAUGGUAUGGGCCGCCACGUCAACACCCUCUCACACGAACAACAAGUCCAAACGCUCCACUGGUCAUGGGUAUUCCAGCUGCUCGCCAUUGCAGCGUCCAUGCUCGGCAAACUCGCCAUCCUCACCUUCCUGACGCAGAUCCGCGGCCGGCACGAGAAGAAGCCAUGGCUGCUCAUAAUACUGGGGGUCUUGAUUGCAGCUGUGAACAUUGCCGUCCUCGGUACGAUUCUGGGACAGUGCACGCCCAUGCAGAAACUGUGGGAUGACUCUCUGCCCGGGACGUGUGAUCCGGGUCGGAAGUUGAAUCAGAACUACUCCUUCUUUCAAGCCACGAGUUAUCCAAUCCACCUAUUCUGGAAGUUGCAGAUGAAGCUGCGCAUCAAGGUCGCCUUGUCCAUCCUCAUGGGUCUAGGCUGGAUAGCCGCAAUCUGCUCCGCUGUAAAAACAUACGAGCUCAAAGCUCUCACAGAGACGAGCGACAUCACCUGGGCCCAACCAACCCUCCUAAUGUGGGCCUCCACAGAAGCCUGGAUCGUAAUAGUCGUCGGCUGCGUCCCGCCAAUCCGGCCCUUAAUGGAACGAAUCCUGCAACGGCUCGGGCUAACUUCGAAGAAAACAUCUACACCAGCGUACUACCAAAGCGGGAGCAACCCGUACGGACCAGGGCGGUCGCUCAACACGAACCGCGGCACAAACUCGCAUUUCCGGCCUAGUACGUAUGGGACUGGGAGCAAGGCCUUUGCGGACGAGGGGGACCUGGACUGGGUGGAGUUGGGGGAUUUGGGGGGGCGGAAUAGUGCUGGGAAUGGGAGUAAGGAGCAUAUUGUGCCUGGGGGGAAUAAUGUUGUUGUGACGACGGAUAUAGUGACGCAGUUUGAUGAUUUGAAUGGGAAUGGGAAUGGGAAUGGAGGGGGCCAUGUGCAUGCGAUUUCUUCAAAUGCGAGUUCUGGCUCUGGGGAGGAUUGGGGACGGCAGACUCCGGAUGUUAGGAAGGGGGUUUGA